Molecule: messenger RNA, 3183 nt
Organism: Drosophila nasuta
Lineage: Eukaryota; Metazoa; Arthropoda; Insecta; Diptera; Drosophilidae
Gene: KCNQ
Product: KCNQ potassium channel
Biological process (GO): potassium ion transmembrane transport
Cellular component (GO): voltage-gated potassium channel complex; membrane
Molecular function (GO): voltage-gated potassium channel activity
Source: RefSeq, a predicted model, not a curated record
AACGCCAAACGCAGCACACGUCUUUGCUUAGUCGUAGCCUCUCUCUCUGAAUAUUGUAUUAUCAGUUAUCGGUUUUGUUCGACUGACGCUUUAGUUAAGUGUAUUUUUGUUGAGUGUUGUCGGGGAAUGCAUUCUCAAUGGAUCCCGAAAACGAUGUUUACGCUUUCUACGAUAUUAGAGGUUUCAAGGGGAAAUGUAGACCGGCGGGACCAACAAAAUCGCAACAAUUUCUGCAACCGCGAAUGUCACUCCUAGGGAAGCCGCUCAAUUAUAAUCGCGGCACACAUCGCCGCGAUGCGCGCUACCGGCGGAUGCAAAGUCGACUCUACAAUUUCCUGGAGCGACCGCGGGGCCUGCAUGCAAUAUUCUAUCAUGUGAUGGUUUUUCUGAUGGUGUUCACAUGUCUCGCACUGAGUGUGUUUUCCACCAUCAAGGAGUACGAGGAGGACGCUGUGUACAUAUUAUUUCGCAUGGAGAUCAUAGUCGUCAUCUGGUUCACCAUGGAGUUCGGAGCGAGACUUUGGUCUUCGGGCUGUCGCUCCCGCUACCAAGGAACACUGGGGCGACUCAAGUUCAUCAAGCAACCAUUUUGUAUUAUAGAUAUUAUCACCAUAUUAGCCUCAAUUGUAGUAUUAGGCAUGGGCACCUCUGGCCAGGUGUUUGCCACAAGUGCGUUGCGUGGCCUGCGAUUCUUUCAGAUACUUCGCAUGGUGCGCAUGGAUCGACGUGGCGGCACCUGGAAGCUGCUCGGCUCGGUUGUAUACGCACAUAGACAGGAGCUCAUCACUACUAUGUAUAUUGGAUUCUUAGGCCUAAUCUUUGCAUCAUUCCUAGUGUACAUGUGGGAGAAGGACGUCAACGAUAAGUUCAACAAUUUCGCUCAGGCUCUUUGGUGGGGCGUGAUUACGCUGUGCACCGUUGGCUAUGGCGACAUGGUGCCCAUCACCUGGCAGGGCAAAUUGAUAGCCUCCUGCUGUGCUCUAUUGGGCAUAUCCUUCUUUGCGCUGCCUGCGGGCAUUCUGGGCAGCGGCUUUGCGUUGAAGGUGCAACAACAGCAGCGGCAGAAGCACAUGAUACGGCGUCGUCAGCCGGCGGCAACACUCAUCCAGGCCGUCUGGCGUUGCUAUGCGGCCGAUGAGCAUUCCGUUUCAAUUGCCACCUGGAAGAUACAUCAGGUGGCUCUACCAAGUCCGCCCGCCUCACGGGCCUCAUCCAGUUUUAAGCACAACACAUCCUUCGUCGCCCGCCUGCCGACGAUAAGGCGUCACAAGAGCCAGACAAUCCAGACGCCUGGUGGCGAUGGCUCAACGCUGUCCAAGCCACCUGGCUCAUCACGUGCCUCCACUCGCUACACUCGCACCAUACGCGACAUCAACGCAUCUGUGGAGAAUCUGGAGGUAGUACAAAAUGGCAAAUCCAUGAAUCCAAGUUUUAGCGAAGAUUCAGUUGCUGAAACAACUUGCUUAAAAAAUAUUAAAAAUUCAGACGCAAAGUCCACGCCGUUGCCUUCUGAUUUGGCCAAUUGCAAGCACAGCUCCAGUUUGGGCACAGUGCCAACGACAACAACAACAACAACUGCAACAACAACAACUUCGACUGCAGCUGAGCCGCAAGCUAAGCCCAAGGCUGUGGCUAGCUCUAAUACGUUGACCAUACCCGUUGUGCUCUGCGGUUUCCUGCACGGUGACUUCUUUGGCUCCACAUUCUCGCUGCGUAAUCCACGCGUGACGCCAUCGCCCGAUCUGGAAGCGGGCCACAUUCAGCAGCAGCCGGAGGAGAGGGCAGAGGAAAAGCCACAGCCAAGUCCGAAUCCGAGUCCAAGUCCGAGCGGACGUACGGGUCGAUUUUUUGCGGCUGCCUCGCAUUUUCUGGAGACGGGCUCAUUGCAUGGCCGCGUGGACACGGAGCCGCAUGGCGCAUUUUAUGUGGCAAAUGAGGAUGAGGAGCCGCGUUGCACGCAGCUGACAAAUCGUCACAAGAUCGCCAUACGCUUUAUACGCAAGCUCAAGUACUUUGUUGCACGCCGCAAGUUUAAGGAGGCUUUGAAGCCAUACGAUGUCAAAGAUGUCAUGGAGCAAUAUGCGGCAGGUCAUGUGGAUCUGCUGGGUCGCGUCAAAAUGCUGCACUUGCGACUUGACCAAAUACUGGGCAAACAAGGCUCCAAGGCAAAGGACGUGUAUGCCUCGAAGAUCAGUUUAGCCUCGCGUGUGGUUAAGGUCGAGCGUCAGGUGGUGGACAUUGAGGAGAAAUUGGAUAUUCUCAUCAAGGCCUAUAUGGAGGAUCGUGAUAGAUUCUUAGCGCUUCCGUUGCCCGCAAAUCCGAAACCCAAAAUACAUUCCAUUAGCCCUAGUCACAGUCACCAGCUGCAUCACAACGCACACAAUCAGAACAUGAUCGAUGUGUGGAAGCGAACGGCGACGCUCAGCGUGCAUCCCGAGCUGGUGACGACCGGCGCAUCCUCGUCGUCCUCAGUGGAUCGCCUGGACAGCAAUGAGACGGCGCUGACCUCCACGCAGACGGCAACCAUAACAACGGAUGCGAUUGCCACACAAACACCAAUGCCGCAUACACAGCAUACAGCGACCAAUACUAAGUCUUCCGUGCUUAACUCAUAUCAGCUACCGCCUGAGAAGCAACAGCACAAUGAUGUAUUUAUGACUGAUUUAGAGAAUAGAACUAAAAAACGCGUUACUUUAAGCCUGCAUAGAUCCACAUCGGAGCCAUAUAGCAAACACGAGCAGCGCAUCAAUAUGCCAGAUGAGGGCGCACAAUCCUUGGAUUCCAGGGCGAAGCCAACGCCGCCAGAUAGUUCAAUUAUCCUUAUCGAUGAGUACGAGGACUUCGAGGAGGAGGAUCUGAACUGCGAGGGCGAGAUGGAGCAUUUCCCAUCGUGGGAGAUUGACAGCGACAUUGGCGCCGAUGGCAUGGAUGUCGAUCCUGAUGGUGACUGUGAUGAGUCCACGGAGGACACGGCUCUCCUGCAUUGCGCCACGCGUACCGCCAUUGUUAUAACACCAAUUAGCCCAGUAAGCUCCGCACUCAAUCUUCAAAGUUUGAAUGACCAAACAACAACGCUUAAUAAAUCAAAUUUGCUUCCGCCAGAUUCUGGUUAGUUAAAAUGCAAUUGAAGUUAGUCGAUAUGUAAUAUCUAUUAUAUUAAUAAUAAUAAUUAUUAUUAUGAUA